Endocarpon pusillum Z07020 is the source of this 1131-nucleotide messenger RNA. RefSeq lists its product as uncharacterized. The transcript has 5 exons. NCBI's taxonomy places the organism in Eukaryota, Fungi, Ascomycota, Eurotiomycetes, Verrucariales, Verrucariaceae. The record is from RefSeq and is a predicted model, not a curated record. Bases 1 to 1131 code for a protein of 376 amino acids.
AUGGCACCUUCAGCAAUAAUACGGCCUGGACGCAGCUCAGUUGUCCGUCGGUACCUUGAGGGUGAGCCAGGCUCAUGGCGAAAGAACGCUACGGAAGAUGCCUUUAUCCUCGAAUCAUGGGGUCAAGGCUUCAUUGUCGGCGCUCUAUUGAUCAUGGCUCUCAUCACCAUUUCAAACAUGAAAAGAGGGAUUUUGUUGCACAAAUUGAUCUUUAUCGAGCUCAUUCUCGCCCUUUCGCAUGGCACGUUCUGCUUCAUGAGCUUUAAGGGGUACGGCUGGUACCUCUCCGCCACCGCGGGACUUCUAUACCUCUCCACCCUCGUCCAUAACGUGGUGGCGUGGUUGAAGAUCAGACCAUUCUUGACGCGAAGAGGGAGUAUAAUAUUCAUUGGCUCGUUUAUUAUGACUAUCCCGCCCGUGCUCUUUCAAAGCAUCAACAACUUCCUCUUCUUCAACAACAUUAGCGACCUGUACACUAGAGUCAGACCAUAUGAGGCUUUGAUGAGAGAUCCAUGGUGGAUGUUUUCCUGCUUCUUGUUCUUCUACGUGAUCAAAACGCGUUACACAGUCACGUUCAGAAGCCUGAUGACGGGACAACCACGUUUUGCCAUCAUGAUCACGUCUAUGAUGUUCUCCUUCAUCUUCUCCUUCACUGAUGCGCUCGUAUCUGCAGUCCCCAGCUUGUCUAAAGUCAACGGAGUCAAUCCCUAUUGGAAGCUCGCUUUGGUGUUUAAAGCUCUAACGGAUACGAUCAUCCUGGACGACUUCAAGACGUGUCUUGACAGGUUGCGCACCAGGAUGUUUGACAGCCAAGGCGACUCACUGCCAGGACCAGGAUCCCAUUCGCAGAAGGAGUAUGCGCCGAAGGAGAGGCCUGCGACAAUUAUCACGCCCACAGCAGAAAACUCAUCCCACGUGGUGACGACUCAGACUCCUAAGCCGCCUGGGACCGUUCGGCGAGCCAUGAGUCGCGUUGGCACUCAUCUCUCGCCAUUACAACCUGCCUACCAGAUGCGCCCCGACAUCCACCCCUACGAGCUGAGUCCCAAACCUGUCAUCCAUAUAAAGACAGACUUCAGCCUUGAUAAAUUCGCCAAGAACGGAGCCCGAUCGGCGUCGGUCCCGGAGUAA